AUGGGACCAACCACGAAAGAUAUCGGCAUGAUUCUUGACGGUGCUGCUGGAGGCAUUGACGAGGGGUCUGGGCGGCUCCACUUGGAUAUGGCGCAAGAGGACCUCGAGGAGGAGCUACGAACCCAACCGCUCCUCGACUCCGUGCGAAGCUUGGUCAACAAGGAGAGGCAACUCGCGGGUCUACAGCUGGAAGAAAAAGAACGGGAAGCAGAGCUGUGGAGGGACAGGUUUAGGCAACUUCAGAUCGAAUCGGGCGGCAUUGAUUCUGCUGCGCGUGAAGCCGGCGAGACUAUCGCCACGGAAAGUUGGCAUCGCGACGAGGAAGAUAGUGACUGGGACAACUUGCAGGCGGCCAGCAAGAAGGCAGGUGACCGCUAUCUCGGAAAGCUGAGGAGACAAGAGAGCCUGGAUCUUUCCCGGCGCGGUAUUGGAAAAGAAGACCUGGAAGGUAUAGUAGUCAAACUACGAUGGCUACGGGGAUUUACAUCGGUUGACCUCAGGGGCAACAACAUUGACGACGCCUGCGUGCAGCCGUUAAAGAGUCUGAUGGCGCUCAGACAGUUGUGCAGCCUCGACCUUAGGGGAAACCAACUCGGCCCCUCCUCAGGCAAUGCGUUGCUCGAGUCGCUGUCAAGGUGUAGACGCUUACAGGUUCUCCGGCUGGAAGCGAAUGGACUAUUCGCCCGAACGCCUGGGGCUGGAGCCCGCCUCGCGGCCGGGUUGAAAGCUGCCAUCAAGGCCGGCGGCUGCAGACAUCUGUGGAGCCUAAGCGUGACCCUCGAUGACUUCGACGGGAACUUCUUCAUGAACGCGCCGCGAAAGACGAAGGCCAAAACUGCGGGUGGUGGCCCGACAGCAACCGGGACAGGGCGCAGCACCAGAAAGGCCGCCGGACCACCCCCUGCCGCGGGCCCGAUGCCUGCGGCUCAUCCGAUGAAUGCUCUGGCCCUCGCGCGCGCGUUUCACCCCCGGGCGCCGGAUGGCGGCGCAGGGGCCUUGUUGAAUGAAGACGGGGAAAGUGAGGCAAAUUCUCGCGGCGUUCGUGGCAAUACCAAAAGGGGCUCCGCUCGUGUUGGGAGGGGGUCCAUAACCUCGCUCGGACUGCCGUACGCGAGGCUGCACCCCCGCACCGUCGAGGAGCUUGCGGCACAUGCAAUUUCCUCGUUAACCCACUUGGAUCUAUCCUUUUGCUACAUUGGGCCCGCAGGUGCGGUCGCCCUUGCGCGCGGGUUGGACGGUCAUGACGGCGGCAGUAGCAGAGGUAGCGGCACCCACGGUCGGGGAUCGCGCUCCCUCCGCUCCCUACAGCUGCCACACAACGCCGUCGGCGACACGGGAGCACAUGCGCUCGGCCAAAGCCUAUCGAGCAACCGCUGCCUCACAUUCCUCUCGCUCGCGUCCAAUGGCAUCGGUCCCGCUGGCGCCCGUGCGCUGGCUGCCGCUGUCGGCUCUCGCGGCAACGACGGCGGUGGCAGCGUCCUAACGAGGCUAGACAUGGGAGACAACCCUCUAGAGGGCGAAGCGGCAAGGCUCCUCGUCGCCGCUGCUACACGUCAAGCCCCCACCGACGGGCACGGCGGCAAGGACGGUGACGGUACUACACGUGGAGCGACGACGUUGCAGGUCUUAGGGCUUGACAGAGCCCUCGGGGCUGCUGUCGCCACGAGGGAAGCCGCCCGUCGCGCCGCUUCAGCCGCCGCAGCGUGUGAGGCAGCGACGACGACUACUCUGGUGGCCAUUGGCAACGAGGUAUCUGUGCAACCAGAGGAUGCCAUCGGCAAUGGCGGACUUGUACAGGUAUACCAGGUUCUGCUUGAUUCCCGAUUCGAAAUGCCUGCUGAUGAGAUUUUCACUAUCCGAGGCGGUGCUAAGGGGCGAGGUGCAACGCUUGACAUCGAGUGGAGUUGUGCGACAGACUGGCUCGAUCCGUGCUGGUGGCGAGUAUCCCAAACAAGAAAGGGACAGCCUGAGUUAUCGGUGAAAGAAGGAGUUGGCACGGAAGAGGGGUGGGUAUCCGGACAGGCAAACCACGAUGGCGGCGAGCUGAGAGACGGAUACAGGUGCCAGAGGCUAGGGGCACCAAGUACGCAAGAAUCAAGUACACGGCGUUUGAACAGGCCGCGUCCGAUUUCGAUGCAACGGGUGGAGAAAACACGACAUUCUCAAGGUUUUCGUCCGGCCUCCGACUGGCAGCGGCGGUGGGCGCGUGAGGUGCUGUGAUCUCGCCGUUGGCUUGGCGGACGGAAUACCGCCAUUGCUUUCGUCGGUACACUACGGCUUGUUGUGGGCCGAUUCGGAGAGCGUAGAAGGAGACAUCGAGACAGCGGGAGGCUGGCAGGGAGAGGAUCGCCCACAAUCCCCAAGCGUCGCGGAAUGCGCUCAUGUGGAAUUCCUUAUGUCCAACAGCAAUAAACCACGCCCAGAGGUGGAACGGGCAGUGGCACGACCUCCGUCAGAAAAGGACGGGAGCAACGGUUUUUGCGGCAACGGCGGCAGGGCGGAUGUGAUGCA
Messenger RNA from Ectocarpus siliculosus, 2511 nucleotides. Lineage: Eukaryota; Phaeophyceae; Ectocarpales; Ectocarpaceae. The record is from the annotation of a GenBank genome assembly.